UCCAACAUCGUCCUGAACAAGAAGGAGCGUCGGCGAAACAGCAUCAACCGGAACUUCAUGGGCGACUACAUCGGUCUGGAGAACCAUCCGGAACUGCGGCGCUUCCUGGGCCGGCGGGAGCACGUGGACUUUGCCGACACAGUCGUCAAGUACGACCGGCGGUUCAAGACGGUGAAACGGGACUUGAUUCUCACCCCCAAACUCCUCUACCUGAUUGGCCGGGAGAAGGUGAAGCAAGGGCCGGAGAAAGGGGCGAUCAAGGAGGUCCUGAAGAGGCAGAUUGAGUUGGAGAGGAUUCAGUCGGUCUCCUUGAGCACCCUGCAGGAUGACUUCAUCAUCAUCCACGAACCCCAAUACGACAGCGUCCUGGAGUCCACGUUCAAGACGGAGCUGCUGAGCUUGCUGUGCAAGCGCUAUGAAGAACGUGCCCAGAAGCCGCUGACUGUCAGGUUCAGUAACCAGCUGGAGUUCAAGGUGAAGAAGGACGGAUGGGGCCCUUGGGGAGCUGCCGGCUCCCGGCAGAUCCAGUUCCAGAUCUGCCAGGGGGACUUGGCGCUGCUCCGCAACAACGGCAAAGUGCUGGUCGUCAGCAUCGGGCCCGGCUUGCCAAGGAACGCCCGGCCCACCCGGAAGGAUAAUAGGAAGAGCCGGGUACCUUGGUGGGGCACCUGCCCCUGGCUGGAAUGCCCCCACGGCUGCAGGCCCGAAGUGGAACAGCCGGGGCGGCGGUAG
This is a messenger RNA of Heteronotia binoei (common prickly gecko), 732 nucleotides long. Its product is annotated as unconventional myosin-Ie-like. Gene Ontology annotation, cellular component: myosin complex. The transcript is spliced from 6 exons. The record is from RefSeq and is a predicted model, not a curated record. The coding region runs from base 58 to 732 and encodes 224 amino acids. NCBI's taxonomy places the organism in Eukaryota, Metazoa, Chordata, Lepidosauria, Squamata, Gekkonidae. Gene Ontology annotation, molecular function: cytoskeletal motor activity.